AUGUUCAAGAUGAUCCAAAUAAUCUGUCUGGCGAUGCUGCUUCCCAAUGUGGUUCACUCGGCUCAGGGUCAUAACGCCCAGAAGCUUCUGAAUGAUUUGAUGGAGAAUUAUUCCAACGCCCUGAGGCCUGUGGAAGACACAGACAGUGCUCUUAACGUCACUUUACAGAUCACCCUCUCUCAGAUCAAAGAUAUGGAUGAGAGGAACCAGGUGUUGAUCGCUUAUUUAUGGAUCAGACAGACUUGGCAUGACCCUUACCUGAAGUGGAAUAAAGAGGACUACGAUGGACUGGACGUCAUCCACAUCCCCAGUAGCCUCGUGUGGAGGCCCGAUCUUGUCCUCUAUAACAAGGCUGAUGAUGACUUCUCAGGGCCAAUGGACACCAACGUGAGACUUCGCUACGAUGGAGAGAUUACCUGGGAUGCUCCUGCCAUCACCAAGAGCUCCUGUGUGGUGGACGUCUCCUACUUCCCGUUUGACAGCCAGGAAUGUAACCUGACUUUUGGUUCGUGGACCUACAAUGGCAACCAGGUAGACAUCAUUAUGGGCAUGGACAGUGGUGACCUUUCAGACUUUGUGGAAAACGUGGAGUGGGAGUGCCAUGGGAUGCCGGCCACCAAGAACGUCAUCAUGUACGGCUGUUGCUCUGACCCGUAUCCAGACAUCACCUACACUGUGCUGCUGCAGCGCCGCUCCCGCUUCUACAUCUUCAACCUCCUCCUCCCCUGCUUCCUCAUCUCCUUCUUGGCUCCUCUUGGAUUCUACCUGCCUGCAGACUCUGGGGAGAAGGUUUCACUGGGAGUGACGGUUCUUCUGGCUCUCACGGUGUUCCAGCUAAUGGUGGCUGAGAGCAUGCCGCCCUCUGAGAGUGUACCACUUAUAGGGAAAUAUUAUAUUGCCACAAUGACCAUGGUCACAGCCUCCACAGCUCUCACCAUCUUCAUCAUGAACAUCCACUUCUGUGGUGCAGAGGCCAAACCAGUUCCACACUGGGCCAAAGUCCUUAUCAUUGACUACAUGUCCAAGAUUUUCUUUGUGUAUGAGGUAGGUGAAAACUGUGCUACUGCCUCCUCUACCUCUUCCUUGUCUUUUCACUCCCCCCACGACGACGUCCAUCACCAGCACCUCAACUCCCACAUUCAAGCGAAUGGUAAACCAGGACACCGAAGUAGUCAUGACGAGAGGCAAGGCCACAAACACCCCAGGCCACAGACCCCUAAGCCACAACAUCAUCCCAGAGUGAAAACCCAGCACCACAUCACCAGGGAGGAGAGAAGCCACCUCUCCGGCUUCGCACCUGGGAGGUAUGAAGGCCCUAAUGGCAAAAUUCCUACAGGUGAUUGUUGUAAAGAAGACCAGAAAGUCCCAUGUUGCCCUGAGGACCAAAAGCUUCCCUGCUGCCCUGAAGAGAAAAAGCCUCCAACCCAAGGCCCCACUGUAACCUUUGGCCCCUGUGUGUUCUGUAGCCAUGGUAGUGGCAUCCCAGGUGUGGACACCAAGUUGGUGCGGAAUGUUGAAUACAUUGCAAACUGUUUCAGAGAGCAGAGGGCCACAUGCGCCAAGGGGGCAGAAUGGAAGAAAAUUGCUAAAGUCAUGGACAGAUUCUUUAUGUGGAUCUUCUUCAUUAUGGUUUUCCUCAUGAGCAUCCUCAUCAUUGGCAAGGCACCAUGA
Scomber japonicus (chub mackerel) is the source of this 1671-nucleotide messenger RNA. RefSeq names its product neuronal acetylcholine receptor subunit alpha-9-II. The transcript has 6 exons. The record is from RefSeq and is a predicted model, not a curated record. Gene Ontology annotation, molecular function: acetylcholine-gated monoatomic cation-selective channel activity; transmembrane signaling receptor activity. Gene Ontology annotation, biological process: nervous system process; monoatomic ion transmembrane transport; chemical synaptic transmission. Gene Ontology annotation, cellular component: neuron projection; postsynaptic membrane; synapse. The coding region runs from base 1 to 1671 and encodes 556 amino acids. Lineage: Eukaryota; Metazoa; Chordata; Actinopteri; Scombriformes; Scombridae.